Molecule: messenger RNA, 5398 nt
Organism: Calidris pugnax (ruff)
Lineage: Eukaryota; Metazoa; Chordata; Aves; Charadriiformes; Scolopacidae
Product: IgGFc-binding protein-like
Exons: 14
Molecular function (GO): protein binding
Source: RefSeq, a predicted model, not a curated record
AUGAUCGUGGUGUCCGUCCUCACCAUGACCUUUGCCACCAUGCCCAUCAUCACAAGGUGUCCCACCAUGACCAUGACCUCUCCUUCUCCUCCUCCUCCGCUCUCCUGUGAAGAUCUCUCUUGCCAGGAGAAGUGCCAGGUGGUGGACGGCCAACCCACCUGCAUCCACGAAGCCCCCUUGACCUGCUGGGCCACCGGUGACUCUCACUACCGGACCUUUGAUGGGAAAACCUUGCAUCUCAUGGGCACCUGCACUUACACCUUGACCAAGACCUGCCACCAGGAUCCCACCAUCCCCUUCUUCAGCGUAGAGGCCAAAAAUGAAGCCAGGGGCCACCUGGGAGUCUCCCAUGUGGACACUGUGACCGUCCACGUCUAUGACGUCACCGUGGAGGCCACCAGGGCCGAGAACGGCAUUGUGAGGGUGAACAACCGUCGCUCCCACCUCCCCAUCUCCUUGGCCCGGGGGAAGCUCCGCCUACGGCAGAAGGGCAGGUCCCUCUUGAUCCAGACCCACUUCCACCUGAAGGUCCUCUAUGACUGGGACCACCACCUGCUGGUCAAACUCCCCGGCGCCCUCUCGGCCAAAGUCUGCGGUUUGUGUGGCAACGGCGACCCCCGGGAUGACCACUUGGCCCAGGCCAACCUGACGGGGGACCUGGGUUGGGAGGCCACCAACCGGAGCCAGCCUUGCUGGGACAACUGCAGCGGUGGGGACUGCGGAGGUUGUCCAGGGGACGAGGGGAAGAAAUACGAGGGGGAAGAGUCUUGCGGGUUGAUGGCCCAACGGCCUGGACCUUUCGAGGGGUGUCACCACACCCUGGACCCCCAGGUCUACCUGAAGAACUGCGUCUACGACCUCUGCGUCAAUGAUGGUCUCCACGUCCUGCUCUGCCGGGCCCUGGAAGCCUACGCAGAUGACUGUCGGGAGGAGGGAACGGCCGUCUCCGAUUGGAGGACGUUGGUCAAUUGUCCCCUCUCCUGCCCCAAGAACAGCAACUACACCACCUGUGGCCCUGCCUGUCCCACCACCUGCAACCCCACCGCCGUCCCCACCGACUGCCCCACCUCGGCCUGCGUGGAGACCUGCUCCUGCCAGGAGGGCUUCGUCUUGGAGGCCAACCGGUGCGUCCCCCAGGAGCAGUGCGGCUGCCUCCACGAGGGCCUCCUCCACGGCCUCCACGAGGAGUUUUGGGGUGACACCACCUGCACCAAACGUUGCGUCUGCGACGGGACCUCCCAGAAUGCCCUGUGCCGAGAGGACAAGUGCCAGGAUGGAGAAGAAUGUCGGGUGGAGGAGGGCAUCCAAGGUUGUUACCCCAAGAGCCACGGGACCUGCUCGGCCGUGGGCGCCACCCACUACGAGACCUUCGACGGCGGGAGGUUCGUCUUCCAGGGCACCUGCAUCUACCAGAUGGUGGGGUUGUGCGAGAAGACCCCAGGCCUGGUGGACUUCCAGGUGUUGGUGCAGAACGGCCGCCGGGAUGAGGAACCACCGGCCUCCAUCGCUCUGGUGGUGGUCAAAGUCUACGGCAAAACCAUCAGCAUCAACCGGAAACACCCCGGCAAAAUCACAGUCAACGGCCGGUUGGCCAACCUGCCCUACGGCCGCCGGGGUGGAAGGGUCUCCGUCUCCCGGGGGCCCGGGGGGGACACGGUGGUGGAGACCGACUUUGGGUUGGCCGUGUCCUACGAUGGGCGGAGCCGCCUGGUGGCCACCGUCCCCACCACCUACGCCGGCGCCCUCUGUGGCCUCUGCGGCAACUACAACGGCCAGGAGGAGGACGAGAUGAUGACCAAGAGCGGCCAGGUCACCUCUGACCCCACCACCCUGGGGGGCAGCUGGAAGGUCACCGCCGUCCCCGGUUGUGGGGAGACCUCCACCUUGGAAUGUCCCACCAGCACCAUGGAAGCUCUAGGUCAGCAGGAGGUCUCCUCCAAGGGUUGCGGCAUCAUCCGAGAAGAAGGUGGACCCUUCGGAGCUUGCCACGCUCUGGUGGACCCCCAAAAGUACUUCCAAAGCUGCCUCCAUGACCUUUGCCUCUUCCCAGAUGGGGAAGGGGUGAGGUGUCCCCUCAUCGCCCGCUACGCCGAGGUCUGCCAGGCCGCCGGCGUCGCCGUGGGGAGGUGGAGGACGGAGGACUUCUGCCGUUUUCCGUGUCCCCCCAACAGCCACUACGAGCCCUGCUCCCGGGGCUGCGGCCGGAGCUGCCGGAGCCUUUUUUCCCCGGAAAAAUGCCAGGAAAGGUGUCGGGAAGGUUGCGCCUGCGACGGGGGCUUGGUCCUCAGCGGCGACACCUGCGUCCCCCUCUCCCGCUGCGGGUGCCACCAAGGGGACUUCUACUACCAAGCGGAGGAGACCUUCUUGGCCACCAAGGAGGAGAUGUGUCGGUGCCGGGCGGGGGGCGCCCUGGAAUGUCAAGAGGCUUCGUGUCCUGGAGGUGGAGAAGGGCAAGUCAUCGAGGGCGUCUUCCAGUGCUCCUCGGCCGCCCUGGGGACCUGCUUGGUCACCGGGGACCGUAGCUACGUCUCCUUCGACGGGGUGGCCUUCAACUUCUCGGGGACCUGCUCUUACGUCCUGAGCGAGACCUGCGGGGGAGGGGAGGGCGGCCAACCCUUCGCGGUGAAAAUGGAGAAGGAGGCCCGGCAGAAGAAGAAGGUCUCCGGCAUCCAGGAGUUGUCCCUGGAAGUCUACGGGCUCACCUUGAGCUUGACGCGAGGCAAGAGGGGACACGUCAUGGUGGACUCCAUAUCCCACCACCUCCCGGUCACCCUGAGCCAGGGCCGGGUCUGGGUGCACCAACACGGGAUAGACGUCCUUCUUCAGACCGACUUCGGCCUCGUCGUACGCUACGACCUCCUCCACCACGUGACGGUCACCGUCCCGCAGAGCUACCAGGGCCACCUCUGCGGGCUCUGUGGCAACUACAAUGGGCAACAGGACGAUGACUUCCUCCUCCCCGGUGGCCAACUGGCCCCCAACGCGGUGGCCUUUGGCUCCGCCUGGAAAACAUCCGAAGCUCCUUGCAGCGAUGACUGUUCCCAGGAGGACUGUCCCGUCUGCAGCGAGGAGAAGAAGGUGGUCCUCCAGAAAUCCAACUACUGUGGCCUCCUCACCGUCCCAGAAGGUCCCUUUGGCUCCUGCCACCACCUCAUCGACCCCACCUUGUACUUCCAAACCUGCCUCCACGACCUCUGCCUGGCCGAAGGGGACACCCAGGUCCUCUGCCAGAGCAUCCAGAGCUACGCCACCGCCUGCCAAGAUGCUGGUGGCAUCAUUGGGGCUUGGAGAAGACCUUCCUUCUGCCCCCUCAGGUGCCCGGCCAACAGCACCUACUCCCUCUGCACCAACCUCUGCCCCAAGAGCUGCGCGGGGCUGGUAGACCCUUCCAAAUGUCCCCAACCCUGCCUGGAAGGCUGCGAGUGCCACCAAGGGUUGGUCUUCGAUGGCUUGGGCUGCGUUCCCCAGGAGGAGUGCGGAUGCUUCGGGGACGGGGAGUAUCACAAGCCCCACGAGUGGAUCCUGAGGGACAACUGCCAACAACGUUGCACCUGUGUCCCCGGCGAGGGCUUGACCUGCAGCGGCCACAACUGCACCGAGGACGAGACCUGCGAGAUCCGGGAGGGGGUCUUGGGCUGCAUCAAUCAAAAUCCCUGCAAAGCCCUUCGGUGCCGGUCCAAGGAGAGGUGCAAGUUUAAGGACGGCCAAGCCAAGUGCGUCCCAUCCCUGGUUGCCACCUGCUGGGCUUGGGGGGACCCCCACUACCACACCUUCGACGGCCUGGACUUCGACUUCCAAGGCACCUGCACCUACACCAUGGCCGAAUCCCACGGGAACGACACCAGCCUGGUGCCCUUCAAGGUGGAGGGCAAGAACGACGUCCGAGGUGGGGUGAAAAGCGUCUCCUACGUCAGCUUGGCCAAGGUCAAGGUCUACGGCCAAGAGAUCACCAUCCGCCGGAGGGAAGUGGGCAAAGUCAGGGUGAACGGGGUGGUGACGCUGCUGCCGGUGACCCUGGAGGAAGGGAAGGUGCGGGUGACCCAGAGCGGGCUCAGCGCCGUGGUGGAGACAGAUUUCGGGCUGCGGGUCACCUACGACUGGAACUGGCACCUCCUCCUCGACCUCCCCAGCAGCUACUACCGACACGUCCGUGGCCUCUGCGGCAACUUCAACCUCAAGCCCGAGGAUGACGGCCCUCAGGGUGGAAAUGACCACCCACAAGGUGGCCACGACCUCCCCCAGGGUGGCCAAGACCUCCCAGCCGUGGUGGCCUGGGCCCAAAACUGGAAAGCCCCCGAGGAGGACGACCCCUUUUGCUGGGAUUAUUGUGAAGGCGACUGCCCCUUCUGCGAGGAGGAGGAGAAGGAGCUCUACGGGGGCAACCAGUUCUGCGGCCUCAUCAAAAAGGGCUACCAGGGGCCCUUCCAAGGUUGCCACCACCUCGUCCCACCCCGGGAUUUCUACCGCAACUGCCUCUACGACGUCUGCAUGAGCAAAGGGGCCAAGCAGAUCCUCUGCAAGGUGCUGGAGUCCUACGCCGCCACGUGCAGGAAGCAGGGGGCCGUGGUGCACGACUGGAGGACGCCCUCGGGAUGCCGUAAGAGGAGGGGAGGGCUGAGGACCUGCGCCUGCGACCCGGGACACCUCCUCAGCGGUGGCCGUUGCCUGCCGGCCUCCGACUGCGGCUGCGGCCACCGAGGUGGCUACCAACCCCCCGGGGAGGACUUCUGGGCGGACGAGACCUGCCGCACUCGCUGCAGGUGUGAGGGGGCCCUGGGCAUGGUGGUGUGUCGGGAGAGCAGCUGCAAAGCCGGCGAGAAGUGCGCCCUGGUGCGAGGGGUGCGGCGGUGCGUGGCCACCGGCCGGGCCACCUGCGUGGCCACCGGCGACCCCCACUACACCACCUUCGACGGCCGCCGCUACGACUUCAUGGGCACCUGCCUCUACCAGUUGGCCGCCCUCUGCUCCUCAGCUGACCCCGGGCUGGUCCCCUUCGCCGUCAACGUGGAGAACGACCACCGGGGCAACAAAGCCGUCUCCUACACCAGGGAGGUCACCUUGAAGGUCUACAACAUGACCCUCAGCCUCAGCAAGGAGCACCCCCAGAAGCUCAAGGUGGACGGCAUCCUGGUGGACCUCCCUUUUAACCACGGCGAGAAGCUCCGGGUCUUCAUCAAGGGAGUCCACGGCUUCAUCAAGACCGACUUUGACUUGACCGUCACCUUCGACUGGUACAGCUACGCCCGCGUCAUCCUCCCCACCACCUACGCCGGGGCCGUCUGCGGCCUCUGUGGCGACGCCGAUGGUGACCCCGGCGAUGACCUUGCCCUCCCCAACGGGACGUUGGCCACCGACGAGCUCCAGUUCGCCCGGUCCUGGAAGGUGGCCGACCUCCCGG